This is a messenger RNA of Saccharomyces paradoxus, 1524 nucleotides long. RefSeq names its product mitogen-activated protein kinase kinase MKK1 (gene MKK1). The transcript has a single exon. Bases 1 to 1524 code for a protein of 507 amino acids. The record is from RefSeq and is a predicted model, not a curated record. Gene Ontology annotation, molecular function: MAP kinase kinase activity; ATP binding. Gene Ontology annotation, biological process: cell integrity MAPK cascade; protein phosphorylation; regulation of fungal-type cell wall organization. NCBI's taxonomy places the organism in Eukaryota, Fungi, Ascomycota, Saccharomycetes, Saccharomycetales, Saccharomycetaceae.
AUGGCUUCACUAUUCAGACCCCCAGAAUCUGCGAAAGGCAACCCAAAUUCUCCCAGACUCAAAUUGCCCCUCCUACGAAAUAACCAGCUAAAUGAAAGUAAUAUAUAUUCAACGUCGAAUGGGAGUUCCACAACGGCGUGUGGCCACACCCCGGAACCACUGACCUCUUCCACAUCGACACUUUUUUCUCAGACCCGACUUUAUCCUAGCGACUCAUCAGUGACUUUAAACACAAUGAAGAAGAGGCCUGCACCGCCAUCAUUACCUUCAUUAAGCACAAAUCCGCUAUAUAAGAACAAAACACUACCCCAACUCGUACCCAUUGCCGAUGUGCCUGACUCCAAGCAAGAUUUAGGGUUAAAACAGCAUGUGGUAGCAGCAAAUGAACUGCCAGGUAGUUAUGAGUUAACCCCUUCAUCAAUGACUAGUCCCUUUUCACAUACAAACACGUCUUCUCCCUACCUCAGAAAUGAUCUGAACAAUUCAGUGGGAUCUGACUUUUCAAAUUUGAUAUCGGCGUAUGAACGGAGUUCAAGUCCAAUCAAAUCGUUUUGCCAGCUUGAAUCACCUUCUGAAUCAUACAUCGACUUAAACAGUGUACGAGACGUUGACCAACUGGAUGAAAAUGGUUGGAAAUACGCAAAUUUAAAAGAUAGAAUUGAGACAUUAGGCAUCCUAGGAGAGGGGGCCGGUGGCUCUGUUUCCAAGUGUAAACUGAAAAAUGGAUCGAAAAUAUUCGCUUUAAAAGUGAUAAAUACAUUAAAUACAGAUCCCGAGUAUCAAAAACAAAUAUUCAGAGAAUUGCAGUUUAAUAGAAGUUUCCAGUCCGAAUAUAUUGUACGAUAUUAUGGAAUGUUUACUGAUGACGAAAACUCUUCAAUUUAUAUUGCCAUGGAGUACAUGGGCGGGCGAUCGUUGGAUGCUAUUUACAAAAAUUUGUUAAAACGUGGUGGUAGGAUCAGUGAGAAAGUCCUCGGGAAAAUAGCAGAAGCGGUACUAAGAGGACUAUCAUAUUUGCAUGAGAAAAAAGUUAUUCAUAGAGAUAUUAAACCACAGAAUAUUCUACUGAAUGAAAAUGGACACGUGAAGCUUUGUGAUUUUGGAGUCAGUGGAGAAGCCGUCAACUCGCUAGCCACAACAUUCACGGGAACCUCCUUCUAUAUGGCUCCAGAAAGAAUUCAAGGCCAACCGUAUAGCGUCACAUCUGAUGUAUGGUCACUUGGAUUGACGAUUUUGGAAGUGGCGAACGGGAAAUUUCCAUGCUCUUCUGAGAAGAUGGCAGCCAAUAUAGCUCCCUUUGAAUUGUUAAUGUGGAUUUUAACAUUCACGCCUGAAUUAAAGGAUGAACCCGAAUCCAAUAUCAUAUGGAGUCCAUCGUUCAAAUCUUUUAUCGAGUACUGCUUGAAAAAGGACAGUCGCGAACGGCCAUCUCCAAGGCAGAUGAUUAAUCAUCCCUGGAUAAAAGGGCAAAUGAAAAAAAAAGUCAAUAUGGAAAAAUUCGUGAAGAAGUGCUGGGAAGAUUAA